Messenger RNA from Mya arenaria, 1271 nucleotides. RefSeq lists its product as uncharacterized. Gene Ontology annotation, molecular function: GTPase activity; GTP binding. The coding region runs from base 502 to 1152 and encodes 216 amino acids. NCBI's taxonomy places the organism in Eukaryota, Metazoa, Mollusca, Bivalvia, Myida, Myidae. The transcript has 5 exons. The record is from RefSeq and is a predicted model, not a curated record.
CUUACGUAUUUUUCAAAAAAUGGUUAGUAAAUAAAUUGGGUUAAUAUCUCAACUCUCAAGUACUGACUGUUAAACAUUAUUGAUUCACGGUAAAAAACCCACAACGUUGACAUACCAUCCAGGAAGUUUUUACUUUUCUGAACAAGUUUCAGAUAAGAUAGGGUUUAUAGUUAUGAGUGAAAAGAGUUAUAUAUGUUUUAAAUAAAGCCAGUUUAUACAACAUAUUUCAAUGCGAAAAUAUUGGAUUUACACCCAAAAAUAGUAUAGAUGUAGUUAAGGAUGAGAUAAUGGCAUUAGUUUUGUGUUUUAACUUAUCAAUAAUGAGUCAUGGAGAAUUGUAAGUGAAAGGGAUAAAAGGUGGAGCAAAAUAAUCACUUUGAAACAAUGUGAACAUUAGAAAAUAAUCAGACAAAAUGUGAAAUCUGGAUGAAACGGUAAAACAAUAAUAACGUCUUUCAAGGGCUAGGAACAAGGGCCCUAUACUGCUCAAAAACGUAAAAAAUGACGCAUUAUACACACGAUACGUUAAUGGGAACAUCAAAUAUGUUCAAACUGAAAGUGGUUUUGAUUGGAGAUAUAAGCGUAGGCAAGACGUCAUUAGCGUUACGGUUUACGUCAAACACGUUUCGGGAUGGAUAUCAGGCAACAAUUGGAGCGACGUUUAUUUCUAAGACAACAGUCGUGGAUGAUGACGUCAUUUGCUACCAGAUCUGGGACACGGCGGGCCAGGAACGUUACAAGAGCCUCGUUCCCAUGUACCUGCGUGGGGCUCAUAUAGCACUAGUCGUGUAUGACGUCACCGACCCGGAGAGCUUUGCCAACCUGGGUUGGUGGCUGGAAUGUCUGAAGGAACACGGAGGGGUGCUGAGGGCGGCCGUAGUCGCCAACAAGUGUGAUCUCGUGGAUGAAGUCGGCGAUCUGUCCCCGGUGAAGCUGGCCCAGGAGCACGGUCUCCAGUUUGUGACGGUCUCCGCAAAGACAGGCGAACAUGUUGAGGAGCUCUUCCACAGGAUGGGAGUGAAGGCAGUUGAAGACAUCAAACGACUAAACCAGAAGCCAUCGAAAUUUGACACCAUAAAGCUGACAGAGAGUACUGAGAGUUGUGGGGAGAAGGACGAGAAAAGGGGAAGAAAGAAGUGCUGCAAGUCGUAGAGUUAUAAGACAGUGGUUGUGCAAUAAAACAUAGUGUGCAUGUAUAUUAUAUUUGAUAACUGCAUUUUUAUAUAAAUAUUUUUUAUAUUUUUUUCAAUAAAGUCCAACCUUUUCUUUGA